Molecule: messenger RNA, 1727 nt
Organism: Musa acuminata subsp. malaccensis (wild Malaysian banana)
Lineage: Eukaryota; Viridiplantae; Streptophyta; Magnoliopsida; Zingiberales; Musaceae
Product: uroporphyrinogen decarboxylase 1, chloroplastic
Biological process (GO): porphyrin-containing compound biosynthetic process
Molecular function (GO): uroporphyrinogen decarboxylase activity
Source: RefSeq, a predicted model, not a curated record
ACGCGAGUCUGUGUUGGUCCAGUCACCUAUAGGCUCCAGGAGAAGAAGCGGGGAUAGAAGAAGAGGUAAGGGGAGGAGAGUGAGAGCGAGAGCGAGAGCGAGCGGAGAAAGCUUCACUCUCCGGUUAUUGCCCUCACCACCGAUUUGUUCGCCAAUCUUUAUGAUAUCUGUUACCAUCCGAGGUGGUGAAAUGUAUUCGAGCUCGAUUCCUCUGAGGAGUGGCUUAUUGAUCGCUUGGAGCUCUCCCGACUCCUCUGUUCGUCUUGGUUUGCGCCCAAAUUUAAAGACCCAAAGCAUUCGGCUCCUCUCCAAAAGGCAGAGAUGUCCUAGGGCAAGCCUAUCUUCCGAUCCACUUCUGGUUCAGGCUGCUAGAGGAAAUGCAAUAAGUCGGCCUCCGGCAUGGAUGAUGCGCCAAGCAGGAAGGUAUAUGGCUGUUUACAGAAAGCUUGCCGAGAAAUAUCCAUCCUUCAGAGUGAGAUCCGAGACAGUUGAUCUCAUUGUAGAAAUUUCUUUGCAGCCAUGGCGAGCUUUUCGGCCAGAUGGGGUCAUUAUUUUUUCUGACAUACUUACACCUCUACCCGCAUUUGGUGUUCCUUUUGAGAUAGAAGAUGUAAAAGGGCCUAUUAUUCAAUCACCAAUUUGUGAUGAGGAAGGGCUUAAAUGCUUGCAUCCCAUUGACCUAGAGAAGCUUCAAUUUGUUGGAGAGUCUCUGAUGAUCUUGCGUGGGGAGGUUGGGAAGAAAGCAGCAGUGCUUGGUUUUGUUGGGGCACCGUGGACAAUCGCUACAUAUAUUGUGGAAGGGGGUACUACUCGCACAUACACAACUAUAAAACGCAUGUGCCAUACUGCACCACAUGUCCUGAGGGUUCUCCUUUCUCAUCUAACUCAAGCAAUAUCUGACUAUAUCAUUUUCCAAGUGAAAUCAGGAGCUCAGUGCAUACAAAUUUUUGAUUCUUGGGGUGGACAAUUGCCACCUCAUGUUUGGGAACAUUGGUCAAAACCAUAUAUCAAACAGAUAGUGAGUUCAGUCCGGAAAGAAUGCCCUCAGACACCACUUGUGUUGUAUAUCAAUGGUAAUGGUGGUCUAAUUGAGCGCAUGACUGGAACUGGAGUUGAUGUGGUUGGGCUUGACUGGACGGUGGAUAUGGCAGAUGGAAGGAGGCGUCUUGGCAAUAAUGUUAAUGUGCAGGGAAAUGUUGACCCCGCAUAUCUUUUCUCCCCUCUUCCUGUUUUGACUGAUGAAAUCCAUAGGGUUGUGCGGUGUGCUGGCAGACGGGGGCAUAUACUUAAUCUUGGUCAUGGCGUUCUCGUCAACACCCCAGAAGAGGCCGUUGCUCACUUCUUUGAUGUCGUGAGAGGCUUGAGCUAUGACUCUCUUUUUGAAGAUGAUGUGGCGGUCGACGAAUUAGAGCCUUUGACUCGAUUGUGAAAUUGCGAUGAUGCUAAAUCGGUGAGUCAAAUCAUUUCAAUUGCUUUGUUAUGUCACAACUUUGCAAUCUGUAGCAAGGCUUGUUAGUGUUGUUGAUUCCACAUGUAUGCCAACUCCCUAGUAGUUUAUUCAGUAUUCCUUUGCCUGUUACCGCCAUGUAGGAGGAGUACACCGUUUUCCUGUCAUUGCCUUGUGUUCUUAUUAGGAAGGACAAUUGGCUUAAAUUCUCAAACAAUGGUCUUUCUUUAACUCUCUGUCCUUUUUGACUCUGAUUCAAAUGUUCAAUUAGGUGAUAAAA